UGGGACAGCAUGCCAAAUAAGCAUAUUACCAAUCAUCAGCUAAGGGUGCUAACUCUUGAAAUAAACUUGCCUUGCCUUUCCUAAAACAACAGUGUGCACUGGAAAGACCAACACACAGAUAACCUUCAUCCACAAGUAGACACCUUCAUUGGACUAACUGGGUGGACCUUACAAAACAAAACUACUGCCCUUGUAACAAGGAGAUUUAACCAAUUACGUAACUCAAAUGGCUAAUUAUUAUAGAUCCUAAAGCCUUAAGUGUACCUCAGGUGAAGUAUCAGAACAAAAGUGUAAAACAUACGUGCAAAAUACUGACCAACAGGUGUGAGAAGGCUCUUCUUAGUUAUUCUAUUUCUGUCUGUAUUGGCUAGUGGUUUGCUCUGCUGGACCAACAGCUUCUGCAUGAGCUUGUGAAGGUGUGAUGUUCUGUUUGAUCUGUUUCUGAAUGAGCGUCUGUGUAAAAACGUGUGGUUGCUUUUUUCCAUUCCUACUCAUGUGUAACCUUGAGACUUCUGCUCUGCAGCUUGUUUUACACAAUAAUAAACUCAUCAGUGCUGAUAGUUCUCAAAAAGGUCAAACCUCAUAGUAAUGUGUGAUUAAUGUGAUUCUGAGCUCAUGCUUUUUCAGUAGUUAUUUAAUGUAUGGUCACCCAUUAUGUUGAUAUCUGCUGGGUAUGUGGGAUUUAUUUUGCUUUCAUCCAUUUUGUGGAGAAACUAUAACACAACACAGCUGCUGUCCAAAGGUAAAUCAUAAAAUAUCAAAUUUACUUACAGCAAUGAGCUGAUUUGUGACUAAUUAGUUGUCGUUAAUUAGUAUAGAUAGAUAAAGAUUGCUGAAGGUCUGUACCUGCUCCAAUUUUUGCCGUAAAUCCUACAAAUACAUCAGUUACCAAUGGAAAUGUAUUGAAUUUUGUUUGUUAUUCUACAGUUACAAGGAAAAAAGUUUGGCACCAAAUACUGCAAAAUGUCUGUAAAUGUGCAAAAAUGAAAGUGUUAUAUUCUGACUGAGAGACCACAUGGCCUGCGGAAGAAGCUCCUUCUCAGUCUCGGGUAUUUGUGACACUUAUUUCUGCACACUGGAUUAAAAUGAAUGUGAUCACAUGUCUCUUUGUGUUUAUCGGACCAGGGAAACUAUCAAAACAAGCAUGCAUUCUUGCUACUCAGACCUUUCUCAGCUAUUCCCCCUGGCUCUAUUCCGCUGCAGUGAGACGCUAAAAGAAGGUGUGUUUGGUGAGUCCGUGUCGGUGACGGAGGGAGAUUCUGUUACUCUAAACACUGACAUAAUUGUCAAAGACGAUCACAUAGUGUGGACAUUUGGAGCUGAAAAGGCAGUAAUAGCUAAUAUAAAAAUAAUAAGGCAAGUAUUCUCCAUGUUUGAUGGUCCUGAUGGGAGAUUCAGAGACAGACUGAAGGUGGACAAUCAAACUGGAUCACUGAUCAUCCCAAACAUCAGAUCUGAACAUGCUGGAGAUUAUGAACUGACCAUAAGUGGAAGUAAAUUUACAGCAAAAACAUUCAGAGUUUCUGUUAAUGCUCGUCUGCCUGUUCCUGCCAUCUUCAACUCUUCUCAAUGUUCUUCCUCCUCAUCUUCAUCAGUGCAGUAUUGUUCAGUGGUGUGUUCAGUGGUGAAUGCGAGUGCUGUGAGUCUCUCCUGGUACAAAGGAAACAGUUUAUUGUCCAUCAUCAGUGUGUCUGAUCUCAGCAUCAGUCUCUCUCUACCUCUGGAGGUGGAAUAUCAGGAUAAAAACACCUACAGCUGCGUGAUCAACAACACCAUCAGCAACCAGACCACACAUCUGGACAUCACUCAGCUCUGUCAAGCGUGUGAAGACUCUGGAUCUCUGCUAGUGUUGAUUUCUGCUGCUGCUGCUUCUCUGUUGAUCGUUUCUGCAGUCGGGGUCUUCUGCGGGAAACACAAAAAAACAGAUGAAGAGGGCAAGUGUCACCUACUUAAAAAAAAGCAUCAUACAAAAUAGUCAAAUAUUUGAGUCAAUUAAAAGCCACAAUUAAUAUUGUACACAGUUACAGUGUAAUUCUAUACACACUGUUAGUAGAAUCAUGUGGACAUACGGCCUAGUGUCAAGUUAAAUACGAAUGUUAAAUGAUUUCAGACAGAUGUGUGGAAUUAGUUUUGCUUUCAUCGCUU
Danio aesculapii is the source of this 2145-nucleotide messenger RNA. RefSeq lists its product as uncharacterized. The record is from RefSeq and is a predicted model, not a curated record. The transcript has 4 exons. NCBI's taxonomy places the organism in Eukaryota, Metazoa, Chordata, Actinopteri, Cypriniformes, Danionidae. Bases 1100 to 1975 code for a protein of 291 amino acids.